This is a messenger RNA of Menidia menidia (Atlantic silverside), 987 nucleotides long. Lineage: Eukaryota; Metazoa; Chordata; Actinopteri; Atheriniformes; Atherinopsidae. The record is from the annotation of a GenBank genome assembly.
AUGGAUGUAAUUUGGGAAAUACUGAUUAUUCUUCAAACUAAUUUCAUUGUCAGCAUAUCAGCUCAGCCAAAUCCACCGAAAAUUCAUGAGGGAUGGUGGGCUUACAAGGAAGUGGUACAGGGGAGCUUUGUUCCAGUGCCAUCCUUUUGGGGACUGGUGAACUCGGCCUGGAACCUGUGCUCAGUUGGAAAGAGGCAGUCGCCUGUCAACAUUGAGACCAGCCACAUGAUUUUUGACCAGUUCCUCACGCCCAUAAAACUGAACACGGGUGGACGCAAGGUGGGAGGGACCAUGUACAAUACUGGGCGCCACGUCUCCCUGCGAUUGGACAAAGAGCAUCUAGUUAACAUCUCUGGGGGCCCGAUGACAUACAGCCAUCGUCUGGAGGAAAUACGGCUACACUUCGGAAGCGAGGACGGUCAGGGCUCUGAACACCUUCUGAAUGGACAGGCCUUCUCUGGAGAGGUUCAACUGAUUCACUACAAUCAUGAACUGUAUACAGAUUACACAGAGGCUGCAAAAAGUCCCAACGGACUGGUCAUAGUGUCAAUAUUCAUGAAGAUUGCUGAAACAUCAAACUCCUUCCUGAAUCGAAUGCUGAACAGAGACACCAUCACGAGAAUAACAUACAAAAAUGACGCAUAUCUUCUAAAUGGACUGAACAUAGAAGAGAUUUACCCUGAAACAAAUAGUUUUAUUACAUAUGAUGGAUCAAUGACCAUACCGCCGUGCUUUGAGACAGCCACAUGGAUCCUGAUGAACAAACCGGUGUACCUCACACGCAUGCAGAUGCACUCUUUGCGGCUGCUGAGCCAGAACCAACCGUCUCAGAUCUUCCUGAGCAUGAGUGACAACGUUCGCCCCGUCCAGCCGCUGAACAACAGAUGCAUCCGCACCAACAUCAACUUCAGCAUGCAGGGCAAGGACUGCCCUAACAACAGGGCUCAGAAGCUCCAAUAUCGGGUGAAUGAGUGGUUGCUAAAAUAG